UGUCCCAGACCGGUUUCAGGGCAAAGCUGCCAUGCGUUCCGGGGGCCGCGGGCGGCCCCGGCUACGGCUCGGGGAACGCGGCCUUUUGGAGCCACCCUCACCGCCCAAGCGCCGCCUGCUACCUCGGGCGCAGCUGUUGCCUCUGCUGCUGCUGGCUCUGGCGGUGGCCUCGGUGUUAUACACCAUUUGGAGCGGCUGGCACCGCCAGAUUGAGGAGCUGCCGCUAGGCCGGGAGCUGCGGGGCCCGUCGAUCGGAAGUCUCCCCGAAGCCGGGGUGCGGAGGGUGGUGGGGCAACUGGACCCUCACCGUCUCUGGAACAAUUAUCUGCGCCCCCUGCUGGUUGUGCGGACCCCCGGCAGCCCCGGCAAUCUCCAAGUCAGAAAGUUCCUGGAGGCCACACUGCGGACCCUGACGGCAGGCUGGCACGUAGAACUGGACCCCUUCACAGCCUCGACACCCCUGGGGCCCCUGCACUUCAGCAACGUGGUGGCCACGCUGGACCCAAGGGCUGCCCGUCACCUCACCCUUGCCUGCCAUUACGACUCGAAGCUCUUCCCAUCUGGGUCAGCCCCCUUUGUGGGGGCCACGGAUUCGGCUGUGCCUUGCGCCCUCCUACUGGAGCUGGCCCAGGCCCUGGACCUGGAGCUGGCCAGAGCCAAGGAGCAGGCAGCCCCAGUGACCUUGCAGCUGCUCUUCUUGGACGGUGAAGAGGCACUGAAGGAGUGGGGACCCAAGGACUCGCUUUACGGCUCCCGGCACCUGGCCCAGCUCAUGGAGUCUGCACCCCAUGGCCCCGGCUUCACCAGGAUCCAGGCUAUUGAUCUCUUUAUGCUUCUUGAUCUCCUGGGAGCCCCCAACCCGACCUUCUACAGUCACUUUCCUCGCACGGCCCGCUGGUUCCAUCGGCUGAGAAGCAUCGAGAAGCGCCUGCACCGUCUGAACCUACUGCAGUCUCAUCCUUGGGAAGUGAUGUACUUCCAGCCCGGGGAGCCCCCUGGCUCUGUGGAAGACGACCACGUCCCCUUCCUCCGCCGAGGGGUCCCUGUGCUUCACCUCAUCUCCACACCCUUCCCCUCUGUCUGGCACACGUCCCAUGACUCGGAGGCCAACCUGCACCCUCCCACGGUACACAACCUGAGCCGCAUCCUGGCCGUGUUCCUGGCUGAAUACCUGGGGCUCUAGCCUGCCUGGCGGACCCUGAGGGAGAAGCACCCGGCAGCAGAUGUGACGAGGGCACCUGGAGCCGAGGAGCUCAGGCCAGGCCUGCUUGCGGUGUGCUGGCUUGUCCUGUUUUAACACCUUUGGCUCUGCCUGUGCUGACUGGAAGACCCUCCUUCUUUAUCUCAAGCUGCCACUCUUCAAAGACAUGGAAGAGACAGACCACUGUGGUGUGAGAGCCAAAGGAAUAAGAGCUUGGCCGCUGCCCUGAGGGAAACACUGGGGCUGCAGGUCUGCAGGGGCCAAAUGCCGUUCUCCAUUUUAGUCAGCAAAUGGCAUAUGGACCAGCAAUACCCCUGACCAAAUGAAUUCUCUGUGGCUUAUGUUUUUGUGGCAGUUCCUUCUCCAGAAUGGCAGCCUUGCUACCGCAUCAGUCCAAACCCAACUCCCACAUGGAUGUGCCAUGGGGAGCCCACAGAAGAUGUGCUCGUAAGCAGGGAACAGAGGAGAUGGAAGCCAGUACUUGGGAACUCCAGAUUCUGCUGGAUCCAAUGGCCAAUAAACGAGUGUUUCUGCAAAA
Messenger RNA from Physeter macrocephalus (sperm whale), 1739 nucleotides. RefSeq names its product glutaminyl-peptide cyclotransferase like (gene QPCTL). Gene Ontology annotation, molecular function: zinc ion binding; glutaminyl-peptide cyclotransferase activity. The record is from RefSeq and is a predicted model, not a curated record. Lineage: Eukaryota; Metazoa; Chordata; Mammalia; Artiodactyla; Physeteridae. The coding region runs from base 32 to 1183 and encodes 383 amino acids. The transcript has 7 exons.